UUUUUUUUUUCUUUUUCUACUGCCUUGCAUGAAUCGGAUGUGAUAAAUAUUCAUAAAAGGAUGGUUUUAUUGAAUAUAACAGAUACACUAGAAGAAAGAGUGAAUUAUAUUCAACAAUUACCAAGUUAUCGACAUUAUGUCCCGAUCAUCUCAUCUAGUAUAAUUGGGUUCUAUCUUAUCGUUUAUUGUGUCCGGUAUUUUUAUUGGCGACAAAGACAAAAGAAAAGAAAAAUAAGGCUGUUGGAAUAUGAAAAACUUCGAUGGACAUGGUAUCAAAAACAACAUGAAUUCUACUUGGACGAUAUGGCCAAUAAGAAAAAAAAGAAAAAGGGAUUAAAAAGGAAGGAGGAUGAUAUGAAUGAAAAAAAUACUUCAUUGAAUGAUGAUGAUGAUGAUGAUCAGAAUACUAUCAGUCAAGUCCAUCCUUCCUCUACCUAUCAUCAUCAUCAUCAUCAAGAUACUUUUAUUCCUAUGCUUCCCUCUUGUCAUGUUAAGAAUGGUUCAUCCUUUUAUUCUUCAUCACCUUCAACCACUACCACUUUGGCAUGUUCCAAACAAGAUCAUGACUCACUACCACCAUUAACUCUUCCUUCUCCCAUCAUGAAAAGUACAACAAGACAUCAUCAUCAUCAUCAUCAUCAUCAGCAUCAGAUGAUAAAUCAUUCUAUGGAUAAUACAAUGGUAGGUACGAAAAUGAUUUUAACACCAUCAGCAACCAUACCUUCUCCAAGUACUACUAACAGAUCACUAUCCUUAUUCUCAUCAUCAUCAUCCGUGCCAUCAUCAUCGUCAUCCUUACCAUCUUCACCAUCAUCAUACUCGUUUGGAAAAAAACCAUCGUCCGUUCUUGAGACUGAUCACUGAAUCCAAUCGAUUUUCUAUUCCAUCAUCCUCAUCGUUAUGGUCCUUUUAUGAAACCGAAGAAAG
This is a messenger RNA of Halteromyces radiatus, 927 nucleotides long. RefSeq lists its product as uncharacterized. The coding region runs from base 61 to 864 and encodes 267 amino acids. Lineage: Eukaryota; Fungi; Mucoromycota; Mucoromycetes; Mucorales; Cunninghamellaceae. The record is from RefSeq and is a predicted model, not a curated record. The transcript has a single exon.